This is a messenger RNA of Heterostelium album PN500, 630 nucleotides long. RefSeq names its product trafficking protein particle complex subunit 5. Lineage: Eukaryota; Evosea; Eumycetozoa; Acytosteliales; Acytosteliaceae. The record is from RefSeq and is a predicted model, not a curated record. Gene Ontology annotation, biological process: endoplasmic reticulum to Golgi vesicle-mediated transport. The transcript has 4 exons. Bases 1 to 630 code for a protein of 209 amino acids. Gene Ontology annotation, cellular component: TRAPPII protein complex; TRAPPIII protein complex; TRAPPI protein complex.
AUGGCAACCAAUUUCAAUGUUAAUAAGAAUGCAGUAAAUAUUGUAGAUAGACCACUCUCAAAGGGUAAAACAGAGAUCAAUCUAAGUUCGUUUGCCUUUCUAUUCUCAGAGCUAAUUCAAUACUCACAAGAUAGAAUUAAAGCUGGUCAUGAAUUAGAGAAAAAAUUAUCAGAUAUAGGAUUUUUGGUUGGAACAAGAGUAUUGGAAUUGCUAGUGGUACGUGAGAAGAAUGCAAAGAGAGAGACUAAACUGCUGGGAAUACUAUCAUUCAUACAUUCAACCGUAUGGAAAGCACUGUUUGGAAAGCAAGCUGAUUCACUUGAGAAGAGUACCGAAGCUGAUGAUGAAUAUAUGAUAUCCGAUGCAAAUAUGAUUGUAAAUAAGUUUAUUUCAUUACCAAAGAAUCUAAGUAGUUUAAAUUGUGCUGCUUUCGUAGCAGGUAUAAUAGAGGGUAUCUUAUGUAGUGCUGAAUUCGUAAGUAAUUUAAAAUUGCAAAUCAAAAACAUUGAUAAACAUUGGUUAACUAAUCCAGCAAGAGUAACAGCUCACAAUGUAGCUGUAGAAGGAAAGAAAUUCCCUAAAACUGUAAUAUUAAUUAAAUUCAAUCCUGAAGUCAUUCCAAGAACUUAA